CGUGUGGCAUCCAAGUCUUUUAAGUCUUCCUUCAAUAAUGCGAUCUUGGCCAAGUUUGCACAAGCGUUCUUCCCCUGUCUUUCCCAUCUUCAAGUUGAAAUCUCUUGGGGAACUUGUUCUUAAUGGAUGCUCUAGCUUCGAAAAGUUCCCAGAGAUCUUGGAGCCUAUGGAACGUCUGCGGAGACUUGAGUUAGGAGGAACCAAAUUGAAAGAGCUGCCUUGUUUGAUUGAAAACGCAGUUGGGCGGAAGGAAUUGGAGUUACCUGGGUGUAGAUGCUUCGAGUCUGUCCCAAACAGCACCUUGCCUCGGUCGACGGUCAUUUUAUGGCCUUCGAUGUACUACCUCGACCUCGGAGGCUGCACAAAGUUAGGAGAAAUCCCUGAUUGCAUCUUCUUCCGCCUCAAGAGGUUAUCUAGAUUAGAUCUGGGGGGAAGCAUGAUUAGGCGCAUACCUUCAACCAUCAAUCAAGCGUCUGAGCUGGGGGAAUUAAUUAUAAGAAAUUGCGAGCUCCUUGAGUCUUUACCCGAGCUCCCAUAUGGUCUGGGAUAUAUAAAUGCAAGGGGGUGCAAGAGAUUAAAGACAUUGUCUGGGUUCACGACUGCACGCACACACGGUUCAUAUUUGAACAUAGCCCGUGACUUUUAUGAUUGCGGAAGUUUGGAUGAGAAUGCGAGAAGGUACUCGGGAAGAACACGUACACGAGCCAGUACCAGCUUAGCUGUUCGGGAAGUGAAAUUCCAAAAUGGGUGAGGAAUCAAAUGGAGGGAAGUAGGAUAGAUAUCACGCUUCCUCCACAUUGGAUUAAAGAUGCCAACUUUCUGGGUUUUGCUUUCUCUGUUGUUAUUGACUUCCGUAAGGCGCCUCAUGCGGACGUUUGUGUACUUGACUGCAUCUUCGAAAACGAGGAUGGUGAAUACAUUUUCAAAAGCGAGGAUGGUGAAAGCUAUACAUGGGACACAUGCUCUCUUGAUGGACAGUAUCUAGAAAACUCGGAAAACAUGGUGGUGGUGUGGUUCGCAACCCUUGAGAGGAUGGGGUGGCGGUUCGCUCCUUGUACCAAUGUCACUCGAGCCUCUUUCCAUUUCAAACUACACGAUGAGGGACCUGAGAACGAGUAUGAGGUGGAACGGUGUGGGGUGGGCUUUGUAUAUGCUCAAGGCCUAGACGAAAAUGCUGUAGAUUGGCAGAUCAUGGAUGAACAGCAUGGUGAAGCUACCGCCAGUGAGAAUUCAGAUUAAGAUACCUCGGAUUCAGUACUGUAUAGUCAUUAUAGGCGGCCAGCUGCUACUAGCUAGAUAGAAUUGAAGCUCUUCUUUUAUGGUAUCAAUCUAAUCCUUGUCCUUAUUUUCGAACUCUGCAGACUAUUAUAACACAAGCAUGGGCAGUAGCAAGGGAGCAUCUAGCCAGAACCCUUCUCAAAUGAUUUGUGUGCUCGAUCUCUUAUUUCAUGUUGUAGACAUUGGAUUAUCAGCUGGAUCAUAUGCCAUUAACUUGUUAUCAAUGUUAUGGGAUCUUUAUAUCUUUUAUAUUCUUUUGUGGUUGCUUUUGUUUUAAUUUGAUUUAUUGUAUGAAGUGUCAAUUAGUUGAAUUAGAAGGUUGUAUUCAAAUCUUUGGAAGGACCACACUGAUUUUUUUU
Argentina anserina (silverweed cinquefoil) is the source of this 1637-nucleotide messenger RNA. RefSeq names its product disease resistance-like protein DSC1. The transcript has 2 exons. Lineage: Eukaryota; Viridiplantae; Streptophyta; Magnoliopsida; Rosales; Rosaceae. The record is from RefSeq and is a predicted model, not a curated record. The coding region runs from base 38 to 751 and encodes 237 amino acids.